Messenger RNA from Procambarus clarkii (red swamp crayfish), 2904 nucleotides. The record is from RefSeq and is a predicted model, not a curated record. Lineage: Eukaryota; Metazoa; Arthropoda; Malacostraca; Decapoda; Cambaridae.
CGACAACAGCUGAUCACACAAGGACAACAAACAGUGCCGUCUCCCAACGUUUGUCAUCGGGAGGAUAAACCCUUCAUGCUAACUGCUCCUACCAUCAACAAGAAGAAGUGCCGCUGACGGGCUCGUGUCGAAGGUCAGCCGCUGACGGGCUCGUGUCGAAGGUCAGCCGCUGACGGGCUCGUGUCGAAGGUCAGCCGCUGACGGGCUCGUGUCAAAGGUCAGCCGCUGACGGGCUCGUGUCGAAGCAUAACCAUGGAACGAAUCAGUCGCAGAGUGCUCACCUCUGUGCUGGGCUCUCGUGUGUCUGCUGGCUCUCUGCUGCACAGGAUGCACAACUUUGCAUUUUGCAAAGUCCAAUCACAGAGGACCUCUAUAAUGCUUGCACCUUUGAGAAAAGCAGUUAAUCGAAGAUGUUCACAUGCAUUAAGUACAACAUCAUCAUGGAAAAACCUUUGUCGUGAGUUUACUGCUGUCACUAAACUUUUGGAGAGAUCUGGGAUGCCGCGAUCAGAGCAGAUGGGAUUAUUGCAACGUAGUCUGCAUACUUCCGCCUCUCAGUUCAACCAGCAAGGUUCAGGUGGGGCAAGUGGUGGAAGAGGAGAGCCACCUCAGAGCAGUUCUGGCGAUGAUAAUAAAAAUAACGAUAAUGACGAAAGGAAGGGUAUGCUAGCGAAGGCAGCACUCUGGAUGUUAACGGCGUAUAUGUUCAUUGCCAUAAUUUCUCUCCUCUUCCCUAGCAGCAACCAGCCAGAGAUGGCACGUUAUGUCUCUUGGAAUGAGUUCGUACAUCACAUGCUUAGCAAGGGGGAAGUUGAGGAAGUGAUUGUUCGACCAGAUUUGGACAUUGUAACAAUUAUUCUUCAAGAAGGGGCAGUCAUCAAGGGCAAGAAGAUGGAACAGCGAACAUUUCACAUGAACAUAGUUGAUCUACAACACUUUGAAGAGCGAUUACGUGAAGCAGAAUCUAGAGCAGGCAUUCGCCCAGAUCAAGGAAUACCGGUUGUGUAUGAAAGGAGCGGAGACACGGCAGGUAGACUUCUGGCGUCGAUUAUCGUCGUGGCUAUUAUAGUCUCACUUCUCUCAAGAAAUAUGAACAUCAAAGGACCACUUAGCAUUGAAGGAAUAUCUCAGAUGACUCGAGCGAAGUUCACCAUCAUUGACCCCCUCAUGCCAGGGUCUGGACGAGGGGUCAAGUUUGCUGAUGUUGCUGGUUGUAAAGAGGCUAAACAAGAGGUCAUGGAAUUUGUCGACUUUUUAAAAAAUCCAGAUAAAUACCGGACUCUUGGAGCAAAAGUUCCAAAAGGCGCUCUCUUGCUGGGUCCUCCGGGCUGUGGUAAAACUCUGCUGGCCAAGGCCGUGGCUACGGAGGGGCUCGUGCCUUUCUUAGCCAUGAAUGGUUCCGAGUUCACAGAGAUGAUUGGCGGGCUUGGUGCUGCGAGAGUCAGGGACUUGUUCAAAGAAGCAAGGAAACGGGCUCCGUGUAUCGUGUACAUUGAUGAACUUGAUGCUAUCGGGCGGCAGCGCUCGAGUAAUCUCAGUGGUUUCGACGGUGGAUCGGGUGAAUCUGAACAAACAUUAAAUCAACUUUUAGUGGAGAUGGAUGGCAUUGGAUCAAAAGAAGGUGUUGUUCUUUUGUCCUCGACAAACCGUCUUGAUAUACUUGACAAAGCAUUACUGCGACCAGGAAGGUUUGAUCGACACAUCUUGAUGGAUCUGCCAAAUUUAGAAGAACGUCGAGAGAUCUUUGAGCAUCACCUGAAGAGUAUAGUUCUUGAAAAACCCGCAAAUCAUUAUUCUCGACGUAUGGCGUCUCUCACACUAGGGUUCAGUGGUGCUGAUAUAGCAAACGUUGUGAAUGAAGCAGCACUACACGCAGCCAGGUACGGCAAGAAGGUGGUAGCUGGCCUCGACCUGGAGUACGCUGUUGAACGAGUUGUUGGUGGUACAGAGAAGCGAUCUCAGGCACUGUCUCCAGAGGAUCGUGUAGUUGUUGCGUAUCACGAGUCUGGUCACGCCCUGCUUGGCUGGCUGCUGGAGCACACCGACUCACUGCUCAAGGUUACCAUCGUGCCCAGAACUAACCAGGCACUAGGGUUUGCUCAGUAUGUUCCUAAGGAUCAGAAGCUCUACACUCAGGAACAGAUAUUUGAAAGAAUGUGCAUGGCUCUGGGCGGUCGUGUUGCAGAGUCUCUGGUGUUCAACAGGGUGACGACAGGAGCACAAAACGAUCUUGAAAAGGUCACAAAAAUGGCUUAUGCCCAGGUAAGGUCAUUUGGAUUCAGCGAUGUAAUAGGCCAAGUGUCUUUCCCCGAAGAGGAGGCUCGAGAGGUCGGUCGGAGGCCGUUCUCUCAGAAGUUAGCAUCAAGUAUUGACCAAGAAGCUUCUCGUCUUAUUUUUGCUGCAUAUAAAAACACAGAAACUAUACUGAAGGCCAACAUGGACAAAUUAAAAUUACUGGCCGAGGCGCUGCUGCAGAAGGAGACCCUAAACCACACCGACGUUGAGGCCAUCAUCGGGCCGCCUCCAUUUGACAAAGUGCCUAUAGAACCACUACAGUUUGAAGGGGAAAUUAAUACUUGGAAAGAAGCCGGGAAGGAGAGCUGAGGGAGGCAACCUGUGCGAUCUUGUGCACGUACGCUGCUCUACACGUCUAUCACCACACACGUCCUUCUACUCGACAAUGACACAUCUCAAACUUAUUAUGUAAAUGGCAUAAACAACAAAUAUUUUGAAGAUUAGAACAUUAAAUUUAAUUUCUUUAAUUUCUUUUAAGGUAAAAAUGGCUGGUGUUUGCGACAGUGAUUCAAUAUAUUUUACUUGAUCCCAAAUGCAGGUAAUUUGUUCAUGUAUAUACCGUGUCAUCUCUGGACACUCCCGGUAGUUUAAAUAUACUUUAUAUAAGAG